This is a messenger RNA of Pygoscelis adeliae (Adelie penguin), 1514 nucleotides long. It is a transcript of the gene METTL18, whose product is annotated as methyltransferase like 18. The transcript has a single exon. Gene Ontology annotation, molecular function: protein-L-histidine N-tele-methyltransferase activity. Lineage: Eukaryota; Metazoa; Chordata; Aves; Sphenisciformes; Spheniscidae. Gene Ontology annotation, biological process: peptidyl-histidine methylation, to form tele-methylhistidine. The record is from RefSeq and is a predicted model, not a curated record. The coding region runs from base 184 to 1245 and encodes 353 amino acids.
GGCAAAACACCUGAUAUUCUACCAGCAAAGCGCUCUUCCCCAUAGCGAUAACUACAUAAAAAUAUCCUGUAUUAAAAAAACCAGAAGGAAAAAGAAGUCCUUGUAUCAGUAUUGCUCUUAGAUGAGUGUUUCUGGCUGUAAUAAAUUAAGCUGACUUUUUUUUUUUAACUUUUAUUCCUGAAAAUGGCUUUUCGAUUCAAUUUUUCUAUUGAUGAAAAUGAGACCAAUGAACCAGACACUCACGAUAAGACGGACUUACAGCUCUGCUCUCCGAGACACGAGCAGGAAUCCACAGGAAAGAGCAAGCAAACUGCUGAGGCCGCAGCAGGCUCCGGCCCAAGGCUGGGUACCGAUAAGCACCAAGAUGAGACACCACCGAAGAAAGAGUUCUGCUGUAAAGCUGCCAAGGAGCACGAUAUUCCUGAAGAUCUUGACAAAGUAUUGGAAAAUAAAGUCAUGGAAACAGUAUCAGACCUGUAUUACAUAAAUAUGUCUGUAGUGGAAAUGAUGUGUUUGGAUGGCACCGAUGGAGAAGGCAUCGUGUCUAAAAGUGUUGCUUCUCACUCCGACCUCAUCCCGGGAGUCUAUGAGGGAGGACUGAAAAUCUGGGAAUGCACCUUUGACCUCAUAGACUACUUUUCCGAGGCUGAAAUACAGUUUACCAACAAGACGGUAUUGGACCUCGGCUGCGGGGCUGGACUGCUGGGAAUAGUUGCUUUACGGGGUAAAGCUGGCAAAGUCCAUUUUCAGGACUACAACGGCACAGUGAUUGAUGAAAUAACCUUGCCUAAUGCGGUGGCUAACUGUAGAAGUGAAGGCAAUAGGAUGGGCAGCGGAGACGACAGAAAAGCUAGCAAGCCUCCUUCGAAGAGGCCCAAGAAAGCGGAGCGCUUACCUGAUGCGCUCACCAAAUGCAGGUUUUUUUCUGGAGAGUGGUCUGAAGUCAGCCAGCUCCUGUUAAGCAGCAGCAAACCCUUUUCAAAGUAUGAUAUAAUUCUCACAUCUGAGACCAUCUAUAAUCCUGACUACUACGGUGCUUUGCAUGAUACACUGGCUCGGCUCUUGGAUAAAAACGGCCGUGUGUAUUUGGCAAGCAAAGCACAUUAUUUUGGGGUUGGCGGUGGUAUCCACCUCUUUGAGAAAUUCACUGUAGAGAGAAAUGUGUUUAGGACCAGCAUAGUUAAAAUAAUUGAUAAAGGACUGCAGCGAUGUAUUAUGGAAAUGGCCUUUAAAGAUUCCACUUAAAAUUCAACCACUGGUCCUUCAAAAGUACCUUAAGACAAGAUGUUUUGAUCCUCGCAUCUCUUUGCUUUUUCCUCUGUUGAGUUAUUCUGGUUUGACAAAUUAAGGAUGCUCGUUACUGAAAUGUUUGACAAAUUCUGAUGUCUGACUAGAAGUGAAGGACUCUUCUGAUCCUGCUUUUGCAUAGAAAAAUAGAGUUCUGUUUAAACUGGCAUCCGUUUAUGCCCAUUCAUUGUCAUUUACAUGUAUUUAAAAAUGAAGCAAGUCACUGU